AUUAUUAUUUUUUUAAAGGACCCUUUUACCUUUAUGAUUAUCCUCAUCCUAACUGAAAACUAGAUUCCCCGCCACUCGGAUCAUAGAAAUCUCCGACGGCGGCUUAAAGGGAUAAGCCCCACGCCACGCUCCUCCAACGACAGUUCAAAACCACGCUCUUCUUCUUCUUCAUUGGAGCUUCUAACGCUCUCAAAAUUCGACAACAGGGUUUCAGGAAAAUGUACCCUGGUGGUUACACUGCUGAAGUUACAAGCUUAUCCCCUAAAGCUACUGAGCAAGAUGUUUAUGACUUUUUCAGUCAUUGUGGUGCAGUUGAGCAUGUUGAAGUCAUCAGAUCUGGUGAAUAUGCCUGCACUGCAUAUGUGACAUUCAGAGAUGCAUUUGCUCUACAAACUGCUGUGAUGCUCAGCGGAGCUAGCAUUGUAGACCAAUGUGUAUCCAUAACACGCUGGGGAAGUUAUAUUGAUGAAUCUGAUCCUUGGAACAAUCCAUACAACCCUGAAGGCAACACUAGCUCAAUGGCUUUUCACACAAGUGAGUUCGUUUCUACUCCUGGAGAAGCAAUAACAGUUGCUCAGGAAGUUGUCAAAACAAUGGUAGCCAAGGGAUAUGUUUUGGGCAAGGACGCAUUAACAAAGGCCAAAGCUUUCGACGAGUCCCAUCAAGUCUCAGCUACUGCAGCAGCCAAGGUUUAUGAGCUAAGCAAUAGAAUUGGGCUCACUGAGAAAAUCAAUGCAGGCAUGGAAGUUGUUAAAUCCACAGACGAGAAGUUCCAUGUUUCUGAUAUCACCAGAUCGGCCGCAACUGUUGCUGGAACAGCAGCAGUGGUAGCAGCCACAGUUGCUGGGGAAGCAGCUGUGGCAGCAGGAAGCGCUCUAGUCAAUAGCAGCUUCUUUGCCAAGGGAGCUCUGUGGGUUUCAGAUGCAUUGACUCGUGCAAGCAAAGCUGCAGCUGAUUUGGGUUCUCAUACCAGUAAAUAACCAACGUUCACAUUUGUCUUGUCUAUUUUAUGUCUUUGCUGGGGAAGCAGCUGUGGCAGCAGGAAGCGCUCUAGUCAAUAGCAGCUUCUUUGCCAAGGGAGCUCUGUGGGUUUCAGAUGCAUUGACUCGUGCAAGCAAAGCUGCAGCUGAUUUGGGUUCUCAUACCAGUAAAUAACCAACGUUCACAUUUGUCUUGUCUAUUUUAUGUCCUAGAAAUUUUCUUUGCAAAUAAAUAGGCUUUGAAGUAAAUUGUGAUCUAAUAGAUGGCCUUUCAAAAUGGUUUAGAAACAAUCUUGCUGGUUUUUCUUUUGACCAUGUUA
Messenger RNA from Prunus dulcis (almond), 1300 nucleotides. Its product is annotated as binding partner of ACD11 1. The transcript is spliced from 5 exons. The coding region runs from base 219 to 980 and encodes 253 amino acids. Gene Ontology annotation, molecular function: RNA binding. The record is from RefSeq and is a predicted model, not a curated record. NCBI's taxonomy places the organism in Eukaryota, Viridiplantae, Streptophyta, Magnoliopsida, Rosales, Rosaceae.